GCCUUCCGCAGCAGUCCCAGAAUCGCAACAGGGUCCAGCACCAUAAAUGCGUUAUCCCGAGGUUCAGGGAGAGAUCAGCCCUCUUCCGGCAGUGCGGGACGAGGGUUCUGUCGUUGCACUGCAUCCACUCACGUCUGCCGGAGCGGCAGUCUCAGUUGCAGCGACCUCGGAUGUGGGACAACCACUGGCAGCGGCGGAGCAAGAAAGUAUGCUCCCACCUCGCAGUGUUCAACCGCGGCCACUGCCUGCAUUGAUGGAGGGGAGUCAGGGGACCGUUGUUGUGUGUCAAGGCGACGAUCUCCCGGAACGUGAUAUCUCACACACUCCCGCAGCUGAGCUGAGCGCCGCAGACCAUGUCGGCCUCGCAUGCCCCACCGGCAGUCUUCCGGGUACCGGCGAGUUACUGACCAUGGACUCUGCGCUCGUUUCUCUACCGGACUUGUCGACGUUGAUAUCCCCAGGUCUACCCCAUGUGUCACCGCCCAAGCCACAACAGGUUGUUGUCAUCGAGCGUGGAUCGGACGGGUUUGACGUGGCAGGAGGCGAUAUCGCCGAUAUGAUUACGAUCCCAAUGGUGUCUGCCACACCCACAAUUUUUCGUGUUGGCAAACUACGCGAGGUGGCCCUUGGUUUGGCGGACACGGCGACGCGACACCGCCGCGAUGGUCAGCGCAGCAUCAUACAACGCAGUCUUUCUCAUUCGUUUGACGGCGCAGAGGAAGGGUCUCCUGGUGGGCCAGUUGACACACUCGAAAGAGAUGCAAGACCCCCAAGUCCGCCGUCAAACUUAGAGCAUCAUCCGAUUGCCGCGGCUGUCGGCGCAGAUGCGGGCGUCCCCGUCACAAACAGUGGCGCAGACGCGACARAACAGCUUGUGGUUGGGUCAUCGGCGACAGCMMRGCGCGACAGAGCCACUGUUUUGCCGACAGUGGCAUUUUAUGCCAGCGGGAAGAGUACUGGGGGRAUGGAUGAGCAGGGAGUCCGGAAUGUUGGUAGGCCAUCUGCACCGUCUAUGGGGAAACGAUCCAUUGGGAGUGUGGAUGGUGCUCGGCACACCGCCAUGGCCGAGUUUGAGGACCGACACGGGAGUGCUUUGCCGACGAAGACGUCUGAUGUCCAUGCUAUGAGAGCCUUAAAGGCGAGUCUUUCUCGGGCAAGGAAGAAGGCCUCGGCAAGGAAGGCGUCACGUUCAUCCUCACAUAUGUGUUCCCGAGAGAGAGGAUCGGGCGUUGUGCAUCUCGAGGACGGAGAGAUUGCACCUGGCGACGACGAAUUGGAUGUUGGAGGGAGGGAUGCAACGACGGCAGAUAUCGUCGGCAGGGAGGGCACAGGGAAUGCAGUGGCAGGUCAGAAGAGACGCGGCAGUGUACUUAUCGUCCACGACGACAGCACAGAUGUCGCCCCGGGAGAGACCACAGGCACUGAUGAUGCAGGGGACUCCGAUUACGUACCCAAACCACGGGCGGCAGAUGGAGAUGAUGGAGGAGGGCGACGAGUGAGACCGAGGACACGACUCGGGCCGCAAGGGCAGCAAGCACAGGGCGCACCAUCGGCGAUGAUUCCUGCCCCCACAGAUCGGCGAGCUCAGGCGCAGCGGUUGCUGCGCAAAAUGGAGGCCACUCUUCAACAGACGCACGGGUGCCUGGAGUGGCUUAAGGUGCUUGACGUGGGUCGGUCGGUAGGUGCUUGGAGUGGCUCGGUCGAUAGGUGCGUGGAGUGGUUCAGUUGGUAUGUGUUUGGAGUCACUCGACGGUUAGGUGGUUGGAUUAGCUUUGUCCGUAGGUGCUUGGAGUGCCACAGUGGGAAGGUGCUUGGAGUGGCUUGGGGUGAAGGUGCUUGGAUUGGCUCGGUCGAUCGAUGCAUGCAGUGGCUUAAGGUGUCGGACAUGGCUGAGUCGGUAGGUGCUUGGACUGAUCCGACCAAUAGGUGCUUGGAGUGGAUCAGUCGGUUCUUGAAGUGGCUUCGGGUGUAUGUGCUUGAAGUGGCUCGGUCGGCAGGUGUGUCGAGUGGAUCGGUGCAUAGGUGCUUGGAGUGGCCCGGUGUGUACGUGCUUAGAGUGGCUCGGGGUGUACUUGCUUGAAGUGGCUUUGGGUGUAUGUGCUUGGAGUGGCUCCAUCCAUAUGUACGUGCAGUGGCUCGGUCCGUAGGUGCUUGGAGUA
Chara braunii is the source of this 2159-nucleotide messenger RNA. Lineage: Eukaryota; Viridiplantae; Streptophyta; Charophyceae; Charales; Characeae. The record is from the annotation of a GenBank genome assembly.